AUGGCGGCUCAGCGGAACGCGGUCGCUGAGCCACGUGUCUUCCGACGCGGGAAGGGCGCCGAAAACACCGUCGUGCCGUACCUUGGCCACAACCCGCAGGAGCGCGAGUCGCGCUCCAUCCGCCCCGACACCGCUGCCAUUGGCCGCACCAUCUACGGCCACAUCAAGAAGUCGCUCGACAACGGCGACUACGACCCUCCAGCGGCGUCCCCCACGCGCUCGUGCUCGCCGCAAGCGCCCCCGGCGCGCUCUCCUUCGCCGCAGCUGCUCGACAUUGACCGGACCCCCAGCCCGCCA
Molecule: messenger RNA, 297 nt
Organism: Klebsormidium nitens
Lineage: Eukaryota; Viridiplantae; Streptophyta; Klebsormidiophyceae; Klebsormidiales; Klebsormidiaceae
Source: the annotation of a GenBank genome assembly